This is a messenger RNA of Plasmodium malariae, 396 nucleotides long. RefSeq names its product conserved Plasmodium protein, unknown function. The transcript has 2 exons. The coding region runs from base 1 to 396 and encodes 131 amino acids. The record is from RefSeq and is a predicted model, not a curated record. NCBI's taxonomy places the organism in Eukaryota, Apicomplexa, Aconoidasida, Haemosporida, Plasmodiidae.
AUGUCACUUCUUAAGCUUCUACUCCUUUUAGUAAUCAGCCUAAAACACUUGUUAACAUUUAAAUUAAAUACUACAUUACCAAGUUUCUUUUUAAAUACGUCCACAAUUGUGCAAAACAGUUGUAAUAAUAAUAUCUGUAAAAAUAAAAGGAGUUUUUCUUUAUAUGCUGUACCGAAGAAGAAAAGCUCACACAGAAGAACAAGAAGAAGAAAAGUAGCAUGGAUGAAAAAAAAUCCAGCAAAAUUGUACAGAACGAGUUCCUAUGAUAUGGACGAAAUAAUGCGGUAUACUGACAGAAAACUGACAGCAUAUUAUACGACGAGAGAUAGUUGGCUACAUCUGCCAUCAACAACCCUAAUAAAUGAUUUUUUUUUAUUUAGAGAAAUAAGGAACUAG